Messenger RNA from Heterostelium album PN500, 1509 nucleotides. RefSeq lists its product as uncharacterized. Lineage: Eukaryota; Evosea; Eumycetozoa; Acytosteliales; Acytosteliaceae. The record is from RefSeq and is a predicted model, not a curated record. The transcript has 4 exons. Gene Ontology annotation, molecular function: high-affinity potassium ion transmembrane transporter activity. Gene Ontology annotation, biological process: intracellular potassium ion homeostasis; potassium ion import across plasma membrane. Gene Ontology annotation, cellular component: plasma membrane. Bases 1 to 1509 code for a protein of 502 amino acids.
AUGCUAACGUUGGCGGUCGUCCUGAUACGUCGUUACUAUCUGCGUCGUGCUUAUUCUAACCGUCACGGGCACUUCUCUAUUAAUCUCGAGGAUGCUAGUUCAAUUCAGCAACAGCUUCAACAACAACAGGAGUUACAACAACAACAACAAAAAGAUGUCGGUAACAGUGGAAGAAGUGAAGAUUCAUUAUCACCAAGUUCGUUAUCAGGUAACAGCGACACACUGACGACAAGUUCACUGGUUACGACUUCAUCGACUUCGACUAUGACUACUCUUACACUAAGAGAAAACAGUCCGAAUGUCGUAAAUAAUAAGAUUGUACAACCAAACGCAGGUGGUGUUAUUAUAAAUAGCGAUAGUAAUACAAAUAGUCAUGAUAGCGAUAAUAAUGCACAGAUUCAUCAUUUUGAACAUCAACAUGACCUAUCGCUGAUAUCGGAGGAUGAGAAAGAAAAGAGUGUUGGUGACGAUGAAUACGACAUCUCACCAGACGCUUUGUUUAUAUUGGAGAUGAACAUAGAGUACAGGUCACUUGGCAAGCUUUUAUAUAUAAUUCCAAUCUACCAAGUAACAGUCUACCUAACAGGAUUCAUCGUAUUGUUGCUGGUGUCUAAUACAGGUGGCACAGUAGAGACGAUCAUCAAAACGAAUAAAGUCAAUACAUUCUGGUGGUCUUUCUUCAAUACGAUUUCAGCAUUCAACAACGUUGGCAUUACACUGCUAAACGACAACAUGAUACAACUAAAUAGAAGUUCGUUUGUACUGUUUGUAAUAUCAAUACUGAUAGUAAUGGGUAACACUCUGUUCCCUGUAAUACUUCGUUUUAUCAUAUUUAUAUUAAGAAAAAUUUCUAAAGAUCCAGAUCCUUAUGAACAUUUAUUGAAUAACCCACGUUCUGUAUCUUUGAUGGCAAUUCUCGAAGCCAAUGAAAAAGCGUUCGCAGGAAUGUCAUCUGGUGAUACCUUUGUAAACUAUCUAUUCCAUUCAAUUUCAACAAGAACUGGAGGAUUCAACUCGAUCGAUAUCAGUUUACUAUCGAAUUCAGUGUUGCUUUUAUUCAUUGGUUUGAUGUUUGUAUCGUCGUAUCCAUUUGUCAUUUCGUUGAAGGGUUCGGCGGUCAAUGGUAAAUAUGCAGCCGAGGAGAAAACUCGUGAGGUUAUGAAGGACCUGUUGAUUCGUGAUAUCUUUAUUCUCUACAUUUGUAUUUUGUUGAUCGGUAUCUUUGAGGAGACUCGUUUAGAUAUUCCAGACAACUCUUUCACCGUGUUCCACGUCAUGUUUGAAGUGGUCAGUGCUUUUGGUACAGUCGGUCUCACCAUGGGCAAUCCAAAGAUUCAGAGUUCAUUCUCGACGUUGCUCGGUGUCACAUCAAAGCUGAUCAUCAUCAUCGUGAUGCUACUCGGUAAGCAUCGUUCUCUACCAGACUCUGUUGAUAAUGCAGUUGCUAUCCAAGAUAAAGAUAUCCUUUCAAAGUUCCUAAGAAGAAAGUACAGACAAUAUAAAUAUUGA